Messenger RNA from Jaculus jaculus (lesser Egyptian jerboa), 1667 nucleotides. RefSeq names its product G protein-coupled receptor 182 (gene Ackr5). The coding region runs from base 166 to 1365 and encodes 399 amino acids. The record is from RefSeq and is a predicted model, not a curated record. Gene Ontology annotation, molecular function: G protein-coupled receptor activity. Gene Ontology annotation, cellular component: membrane. Gene Ontology annotation, biological process: G protein-coupled receptor signaling pathway. The transcript is spliced from 2 exons. Lineage: Eukaryota; Metazoa; Chordata; Mammalia; Rodentia; Dipodidae.
AGUGACAGCUACUUCCCGGAGGCAAGGCAACCAGAAGCUAACAGCAAAGCCAGCCCCUCGGUCACAGUCCUUGUGGCCUCCGCGGCAGCUGAAGGUCCCUACCUGCAGGCUCUCCAGGAGGAGAGGUAUUUUUUUCAAAGGAGAUCUACGCAUAAGUUGUCCCUCAUGUCAGUCAAACCCAGCCCUGGGCCGAGCCCCACUACAGCGUCUGACCAUAAUUUUGGGGAGAUCCACAACUUGACAGAGCUGCUCCACUUCUUUAACCUUACCUUCUCUGAGUGCCAUCUGGAACUCAGCGAGGAAAUCAAGCAAGUGGUCCUCUUUGUCCUCUACCUGGCCAUCUUCGUGGUGGGGCUGGUGGAGAACCUCCUGGUGAUAUGCGUCAACUGGCGCCACCGCCGCUCGGGCCACAUGGGGCUACUGAACCUCUACAUCCUCAACAUGGCCAUCGCGGACCUGGGCAUGAUCCUGUCCCUGCCCGUGUGGAUGCUGGAGGUCAUGCUGGACUACACCUGGCUCUGGGGCAGCUUCUCCUGCCGCUUCACUCACUACUUCUACCUUGUGAACAUGCACAGCAGUAUCUUCUUCCUCACCUGCCUCAGCGUUGACCGCUACGUCACUCUCUCCAGUGCCUCCCCAUCCUGGCAGCGCCAGCAGCACCGAGCGAGGAGGGCCCUCUGCGCAGGCGUGUGGGUCCUCUCGGUCAUCAUCCCACUGCCCGAGGUGGUGCACAUGCAGCUGGUGGACGUCUCCGAGCCCAUGUGUAUCUUCCUGGCACCUUUUGAAACAUACAGCAUGUGGGCCAUGGUGGUCUCCCUGGCCACCGUCAUCCUGGGCUUCCUGGUGCCCUUCCCGCUCAUCCUCGUCUUCAACGUGCUCACAGCCUGCAGGCUCCGGAGGCAAGGGCAGCGGGACGGCAGGCGCCACUGCCUGCUGAUGGGCGCCUACGUAGCCGUCUUCAUCGUCUGCUGGCUGCCGUACCAUCUGACUCUGCUGCUGUUCACCCUGAGCUCAACACACAUCUCCAUGCACUGCAACCUAACCAACCUGCUCUACUUCUUCUAUGAAAUCAUUGACUGUUUCUCCAUGCUGCACUGUGUAGCCAACCCAAUCCUAUACAAUUUUCUCAGCCCAAGCUUCCGGGGCCGGCUGCUGAGCAUUGUGGUCCGUUACCUUCCCAAGGACCAGGCCAGGGCUGGCGACCGGGCUUCCUCUUCCUCCUCCACCCAGCACUCCAUCGUCAUUACCAAGGAGGGCGGCCUGCCCGCUGCACCAGACCCCCAUCCCCAACCCAACCUGAACUCCCGGACACCCUCUCCGCCUCCAAACACUGCGUCUUCACUCGGCAGUCCAACAGCCAGCUAAGGUAGACGGACUCCAAGCUUCUUCCGCCAGCAACGCUAAGGGUCAGAGGGGGAAGUGAGUGAUACGGGAAUGGGGGAAUCUAAGGGAUCGCUGAGGACACCUCAAGAUUAGCUUACUGGGCUUUGUGUAUGAUUGUUGAUUAUGUCAUUUCAGAUGUGUACAUUACACCUCAAAAGGUUGCACUGGGGAGAAGGAAAGGGAACGGGAGGGAUACAGGUCCUUGGUAUUUUGUUUUAGUCAUUGUGCCCAAGAUCUGCACAGAAAAAAAAAAAAAAGUGAAAUAAAGACAGCCACGCUCUGAA